Procambarus clarkii (red swamp crayfish) is the source of this 1779-nucleotide messenger RNA. The record is from RefSeq and is a predicted model, not a curated record. Lineage: Eukaryota; Metazoa; Arthropoda; Malacostraca; Decapoda; Cambaridae.
AUGCACUGUGAAGUGCGGCGGGAUGACCUGACCAACGACCGCGACCUUACCAGCGGGGCACGAGGACGCCCUACACCGCCCGCGACCUUACCAGCGGGGCACGAGGACGCCCUACACAGCCUGCGACCUCACCAGCGGGGCACGAGGACGCCCUACACAGCCUGCGACCUCACCAGCGGGGCACGAGGACGAGCUACACCGCCCAUGACCUCACCAGCGGGGCACGAGGACGCCCUACACAGCCUGCGACCUCACCAGCGGGGCACGAGGACGAGCUACACCGCCCGUGACCUCACCAGCGGGGCACGAGGACGCCCUACACCGCCCGCGACCUCACCAGCGGGGCACGAGGACGCCCUACACAGCCUGCGACCUCACCAGCGGGGCACUAGGACGAGCUACACUGCCCGCGACCUCACCAGCAGGGCACGAGGACGCCCUACACCGCCCGCGACCUCACCAGCGGGGCACGAGGACGCUCUACACCGCCCGCGACCUCACCAGCAGGGCACGAGGACGCCCUACACCGCCCGCGACCUCAACAGCGGGGCACGAGGACGCCCUACACCGCCCGCGACCUCACCAGCGGGGCACGAGGACGCCCUACACAGCCUGCGACCUCACCAGCGGGGCACGAGGACGCCCUACACCGCCCGCGACCUCACCAGCGGGGCACGAGGACGCCCUACACCGCCCGCGACCUCACCAGCGGGGCACGAGGACGCCCUACACAGCCUGCGACCUCACCAGCGGGGCACUAGGACGAGCUACACUGCCCGCGACCUCACCAGCAGGGCACGAGGACGCCCUACACCGCCCGCGACCUCACCAGCGGGGCACGAGGACGCUCUACACCGCCCGCGACCUCACCAGCAGGGCACGAGGACGCCCUACACUGCCCGCGACCUCAACAGCAGGGCACGAGGACGCCCUACACCGCCCGCGACCUCACCAGCGGGGCACGAGGACGCCCUACACCGCCCGCGACCUUACCAGCGGGGCACGAGGACGCCCUACACCGCCCGCGACCUCACCAGCAGGGCACGAGGACGCCCUACACCGCCCGCGACCUCACCAGCAGGGCACGAGGACGCCCUACACCGCCCGCGACCUUACCAGCAGGGCACGAGGACGCCCUACACCGCUCGCGACCUUACCAGCAGGGCACGAGGACGCCCUACACCGCUCGCGACCUUACCAGCAGGGCACGAGGACGCCCUACACCUCCAGCGACCUCACCAGCAGGGCACGAGGACGCCCUACACCGCCCGCGACCUUACCAGCAGGGCACGAGGACGCCCUACACCGCUCGCGACCUUACCAGCGGGGCACGAGGACGCCCUACACAGCCUGCAAUCUCACCUGCCCUACACCGCCUGCAAUAUACGAGGGGGAGUAGCCACAUAUCCAUCAAUGUUUCUGAUACAGUACUUGUUGCUCCUGCACCGGGCAACUUCAACCUCGGCUACACCUGCUCCGACAACACCUACCGUCACAGAUGCAGUUGACAAGCUUGUGGGUGCGCGCUCUACACCAGUCGGCAGGUUUUCUUCUCGUCAAUCACCCACUAUUAAUGUCCCAGCUGACACGCUUGCGGACGUGCUUUCUGUUCCGGCCGGCAGUACUAAUGAAGCUCAAGCCUCUGCAUCUAACCCUGCAACGCCCCUGCAGCCCUCUACCGUAGAGGGCUCCUUCUCUUCAACCGACUCCAACGCCUCAGUCAACAUUACCGACGCCCCUACCACCACGCCUAUACACGCCACUGUCCCAGGGGCCUGA